UACUAGUCGUCCUAGGCAUUGAAGAGUAUGUCGAACAAGGGAUCAACAAUAAUUUCAUGCAUUCAAAACAGGUCCAAGAUACAUUAAACCAAUUUAUUCACCAAAGAUCAUGUCUGCAAAUCGUGGAUAGUCAGUUGGGGAUUUUUUUGUCGAUGUAACCACAGAGUAUGUAACCAAAUUUGACAUUUCAGACUUAGGAGGGGAGGGUUUUGUGUUGAGGUUAUGCACUGGACAAAAAUUUUAGUAAAUUUAUUAGAUAUUCAAAACAUUUCUAAUAAUUGGAAAAAUUUACUUCAGUCAUUGCAAACUCAAAUAAUUACUCGAGUCGAAGAAUAGAGUUCAUGACAUUUAAGCCCGAAUAAAGUUAUUAAGGACGAAAAAAUGUCAAGUUCAGCGAAGUUCAUUCAUGAAGGUCUCCCCUUGAAAGAAGAACACUCACCGAUGACCUUUUUCAACUGCGAAAACGCCAACAUCGAAAGUUAUUACUGCAACAGCUGCAAGUUUCAAACACAACUAAAACUAUAUUUCAAACAACACAUUCUAAAACACGUUGACCGAGAAAACCGGGUUUUAUUAUUACGAGAAUACGCCAUCAAAAAUUAUAGUUGUAAGUGGUGCAGUUUCGAAACACACUUUCUUUUCAAAUGGUUGCAACACACUGUGACAUGUUCCGAAAGUAAGGGGGGUCCCCGCGUGAAUUUUUGUGCCAAGAACGACGCUUGCACGUGGUAUGCUUGUGAUCAGUGUUCGUACCAAACCAAGUACAAGUGGAGUUUGAAAAACCACACGAAUAUUCGACACACCGAUCUGCAGCACAUUAAAUGGUACAAAUGUGAAAAGUGCCCGUACAAAGCGAAAGAAAGUUCUCGUUUGAAACGACACAUAAUCGCACACCACAUAGACGAGAAAGACAUCAAGUGGUACGAAUGUGAAAAGUGCCCAUACAAAACCAAGGAAAAAGCGAGCUUGAACAGGCACUCGAAGACACUGCACAUGAACGAACAGGAUAUCAAGUGGUACAAUUGCGAAAAGUGUUCGUAUAAAGCUAAAGUCAACUACAAUUUAAAAAGACACAUGAAAAUACGACACACGGAUGAAAGGGACGACAUCAAAUGGUUCGAAUGCGAUCAAUGUACAUACAAAACUAAAGAGAAGUCGAACUUGAAUAGGCACAUACAGAAUCGACAUUUGGAUGAAAAAGAUGUUAAGUGGUAUGAAUGCGAACAGUGCCCGUAUAAAGCAAAAGACAGAUCGACUUUGAAGGAUCACGUGAUCGCGCGCCAUUUAGACGAAAAGGAUAUUAAAUGGUACGAAUGUCAAAAAUGUCCAUACAAGGCUAAAAGUAAGUCGCAUUUAAAAAGCCACUUCUCGAAUCAGCAUCUGGACAAAAAGGACAUUAAGUGGUAUGAAUGCCAAAAGUGUCCAUACAAGGCUAAAGGGAGACAUCACUUGAAGUACCACGUAAAUGCACGCCAUAAGGAAGAACGGGAUAUUAAAUAAUCUGUUCUUGAAUUUUGUUGUUGUUGAUUUACAAAUUCAAAAGAUAAUCGUUAGAUUUCAGUGAUAAUAUUGUUAAAUGAUGUUUUAUUUAUUAAUGUAUUUGCGAAAAUAUAUACAUAUAAAAGCCACAAGUGUAUUGUGUGUUGCAUAUGCAAUGUCAAAAUUCUGAGGUUUUGAGGUUAGUUUCUUCGAUUUUUUUCAAAAAUUUAAGUAUUACAAACACCAGAAAAGUGUAUGUUCAAUAGUUGUGUCGUAGGUUUUAUUGGUUAACUAAUCAGAGAUUUUAGGAAAUAAAAUAAAUGUUUUAUUACUUUCGGUGACAAAAGUCAAACUGCAUUAUGUGUUGCAUAUAUUACAAGUUUGAGGUUAUGGGAUGUUUUAAAAGUUUGAUUUUUUCGAUUUGAAGAAAUUUUCGACAACUUGGAAACAAAAAAAAAACAAAAACCGCCCGAAUGGUGUAAUUAAUUAUGAACUUUACCCAACAGAGUGGACCUGAAAUUUUUGAGGUUAUAAAUCAAACGGAAGCAAAAUGUCGAUUCUGGACAAUUCUGGGGACUUUGGUGCUAGCUUAAGGUCUCCGAAAAAUUCGUUGCCACUUUUCAAAUGCGGAAAUGCCGUUGUAGAAACCUACCACUGCAAGGAAUGUGUUUUUCAAACAGACUUAAUCAUUGUUUUAAAAAAACACGUUAACAUACAUUGUAGGAAACGGGAAGAAGAUUCACAAUUUGCCAUUCACAACUACAUUUGUGGUAAAUGUAACUUUGAAACCCACUUUGCUAUCAAGUGGUUUCAACAUAGCUCGGCUUGUCUGAGUGAUGAGGAAAUUUCAGAAAUAUCCAAUUACACCAGAUUGCCCAAAAGAAAUGUCACCAGUUGGUACAAUUGUCUGCAGUGUGGGAACAUGUUCAAAUAUAAACAUUCCAUGAAAAAACACACCAUUUUCAUGCACUCGAAUGAAUUAUGUUGGUAUCAGUGUACGAAGUGCCCCUUCAAGACUAAAAGAAGCGGCGACUUAAAGCGGCACAUACAUGGACAACAUUCAGAUGAACGAGACAUUAAAUGGUACAAUUGUGAAAAGUGUUCAUACAAAACUAAACACAGCUCGAAUUUAAAAAAGCAUAUAACUGCUCAACACGUUAAGUUGAAUCAAUGUAGAAACUGUCCAUACGUAGCUAGAGGUUAUAUGGACUUAAGAAACCACUUAAAAAAGUGUCACUUGGACGGCCGACAUAUUAAGUGGUAUAAGUGCGAGAAGUGCCCAUACAAAGCUAAACAGAGUUUUAAUUUAAAAUCGCACAUCACUUCGCGCCAUUUGGACGAGAAGGAGAUUCAGUGGUAUAACUGUGGAGAGUGUCCGUACAAGGCAAAAACAAAGGAUCAUUUGAGAAAACAUACAAAUGCGCGCCAUUCCACUGAACAAGAUACGAAGUGGUUUCAAUGCAGCAAGUGUCCAUACAAAGCCAAGGAUAAUUCUACUUUGAAACGACACAAAAAUAUGCGCCAUUUGGACGACAAGGACAUCAAGUGGUACAAAUGUGAAAAGUGUCCCUACAAAGGCAAAAAUAGAUAUGAUUUGAAAAGGCACGCAAUUGCUCUUCAUUUCAGUGAAGAGAAUAUAAAACUUUUUGGUACAGCAUGGGAAAAGCAGUUGGAGUGAAUAAUUACGGGUUAAUACCACGACAAUUUUUUUAUUGACGUAAAAUAAAAAUAAGUGUUAUCAUGUAAUUUUCAUUUUUUGAACUGAAGCCGGGAAAGUGUUUAAU
This is a messenger RNA of Zophobas morio, 3263 nucleotides long. RefSeq names its product zinc finger protein 711-like. Gene Ontology annotation, biological process: positive regulation of transcription by RNA polymerase II. The coding region runs from base 2030 to 3157 and encodes 375 amino acids. Gene Ontology annotation, molecular function: DNA-binding transcription factor activity, RNA polymerase II-specific; RNA polymerase II transcription regulatory region sequence-specific DNA binding. NCBI's taxonomy places the organism in Eukaryota, Metazoa, Arthropoda, Insecta, Coleoptera, Tenebrionidae. The record is from RefSeq and is a predicted model, not a curated record. The transcript has 3 exons. Gene Ontology annotation, cellular component: nucleus.